AUGAGUGACCUAGACCGGGCGAUUGAGCAGCUACGGGCCUGCCGCCUGAUCCCCGAAAGCCAGGUGCGCGAAUUGUGCUACAAGGCGCGCGAACUCCUCAUCGAAGAAGGCAAUGUCGUAUCGGUAGACGCACCGGUAACAAUCUGCGGCGACAUCCAUGGGCAAUUCCACGAUCUGAUGGAACUGUUCCGCGUGGGCGGCGACGUUCCCGACACCAACUACCUGUUCAUGGGAGAUUUUGUCGACCGCGGGUUCUAUUCGCUCGAAUCUUUUCUCCUCCUCCUUUGUCUAAAAGUGCGAUACCCCGAUCGCAUGACGCUUAUCCGAGGCAAUCACGAGUCGCGGCAGAUUACGACGGUAUAUGGGUUUUAUGAUGAAUGCAUCCGUAAAUAUGGCAGCGCCAACGUCUGGCGCUAUUGCUGCGAAGUGUUUGAUUAUCUGGCACUGGGAGCCAUCGUGCUGGGGGCCAGUUCGGAACUCGAGCCGACCGCGUCCAGCGCAAACGACACGACGCAAUCCACCAUGCCGAUCGAUGACGGCGAGCUCGAAACCGAAGUGCUGAAUUCGCACGGCGAGGUCACCAUGAGCACCUACCGCCCGCGUCUGCGCUCUUCCUCCAACAUUUCCACAGACUCCCGCAACAUCUCCCCGCCACGCGACAUCUCCGCGGCCCCGGGCCAGCCCGGCAUGCCGGUUCGGUCCGGGGCCCCGGGAACAGGCGCCAGCGCCGACGGCAACGGCAGCGCGACAACCAGCCGCACCGGCGCGGUGCUCUGCGUGCACGGGGGUCUGUCUCCCGUCAUCGACUCCGUCGACAAAAUCCGGCUGAUCGACCGCAAACAAGAGGUGCCGCACGAAGGCGCCAUGUGCGACCUGCUCUGGUCGGACCCGGACGAGAUCGAGGGCUGGGGGCUGAGCCCGCGCGGCGCCGGGUUCCUGUUCGGCGGCGAUAUAGUCAAACAGUUCAAUCACAUCAACGGCCUGUCGCUGGUUGCGCGCGCCCACCAGCUUGUAAUGGAGGGUUACAAGGAGAUGUUCGAUGGCGGUAUCGUCACCGUCUGGUCUGCUCCGAACUACUGCUACCGCUGCGGUAAUGUCGCCGCCAUCUUGGAGUUGGGCGAGGAUACCAGCAGUGGCGGCACCGUCUCCCGCAGCAAUGGCGACUACGGCCGAAGUAACGGCAUCCUUGGUGGCGACGCCGCCAAUCGCGUCGUCAGCCCCGGGAGGAGAUACCGCGUCUUUGAGGCUGCCGCGCAGGAUACCAGAGGGAUGCCUGCGAAGAAGCCCGUGGCUGAUUAUUUCCUGGUGAGUUAA
This is a messenger RNA of Penicillium alfredii, 1314 nucleotides long. RefSeq names its product serine/threonine-protein phosphatase. Bases 1 to 1314 code for a protein of 437 amino acids. Gene Ontology annotation, molecular function: protein serine/threonine phosphatase activity. The record is from RefSeq and is a predicted model, not a curated record. Gene Ontology annotation, biological process: double-strand break repair via homologous recombination; peptidyl-serine dephosphorylation. Gene Ontology annotation, cellular component: cytoplasm; nucleus. NCBI's taxonomy places the organism in Eukaryota, Fungi, Ascomycota, Eurotiomycetes, Eurotiales, Aspergillaceae. The transcript is spliced from 2 exons.